Aspergillus steynii IBT 23096 is the source of this 1212-nucleotide messenger RNA. RefSeq names its product TFIIH complex serine/threonine-protein kinase subunit KIN28 (gene kin28). Gene Ontology annotation, cellular component: cytoplasm; transcription factor TFIIH holo complex; nucleus. Gene Ontology annotation, biological process: positive regulation of transcription by RNA polymerase II; protein phosphorylation. The record is from RefSeq and is a predicted model, not a curated record. The transcript has 2 exons. Bases 1 to 1212 code for a protein of 403 amino acids. NCBI's taxonomy places the organism in Eukaryota, Fungi, Ascomycota, Eurotiomycetes, Eurotiales, Aspergillaceae. Gene Ontology annotation, molecular function: RNA polymerase II CTD heptapeptide repeat kinase activity; ATP binding; cyclin-dependent protein serine/threonine kinase activity.
AUGGCCGUGUCACCUUUGGUGUCCCGCUCGCCUUCUGUUACCGUAUCGUCUAACACUGCCGUGAGGUUGAGAAGCGUCGCUGCCCCGGACUCUCCCAGUGGGCAAGAAAAUGGGACUCCCUCCAAGUCUGGCCAGUCUCCCGACCGUGAACUCACAGAACAACUGAACGAUGAUAUUAGAAAUCGAUACGUCAAAGACAAGAAAUUGGGCGAGGGUACCUACGCCAUCGUAUAUCUAGGCCACCUUCGCACCGACUUGUCAUCGUUCGUGGCAAUCAAAAAGAUCAAGGUCAAUACUGAAUACAGGGAUGGUCUCUCGAUGGAUGCGAUUCGCGAAGUCAAGUACCUACAGGAAUUGUCACAUCCCAACAUCAUCGCGCUGCACGACGUAUUCUCCUCGAAGGAUCAAAACCUGAAUUUGGUUCUGGAGUAUUUGCCUCGUGGCGACCUCGAGAUGCUCAUCAAGGAUGUGAACGUACAGUACGGCGCGGCUGACAUCAAAGCCUGGAUGGGGAUGCUUGCGCGAGGGGUGUGGUUCUGUCACGAGAACUUUGUGCUGCAUAGAGAUAUCAAACCAAACAACCUGCUCAUCGCGUCUGACGGCGAGGUGAAGUUGGCGGAUUUCGGCCUUGCGAGAUCGUUUGCCGACCCCUACUUGAAUAUGACUCACCAGGUAAUCACUCGUUGGUAUCGGCCGCCCGAGUUGCUCUACGGAGCGCGGCAGUAUUCGGGGGCCGUGGACAUAUGGUCCAUGGGGAUGGUGUUUGCGGAGCUUCUCCUGCGGGUUCCCUUUGUUGCUGGGUCCUCAGAUCUCGACCAAAUCAGCCGGAUAUGUGAAGCCUUUGGCACACCCACCGAGGACAACUGGCCAGGAGUCUCUAGACUGCCCAAUUAUUUCCCCACCGACCCAGCGAGCAUCAUACCGGUACAAGGCCGGGAGUUUUUCCAGCGGCAGUUUUUAACGGCCGGGCCUGUUGGUGCCGAUCUCCUCAUGUCCAUGUGCACACUCGAUCCCAGGAAGCGGAGUACGGCAUGUCAAAUAUUACAGCACCGUUGGUGGGUCAGCGAGCCGAAGCCAACGGAGAACGAGAAUCUUCCUAGUAAGCCGGGGGGGACGAAGAAAAUGGGCAAUGAUCUGACGAGAAAGGUUGGCGAGGUUGACGAAACGCCCUUCAAAAAUGCCGCUCGGCAAUUGGAUUUUAGUACAAUGUGA